CAUAUAUUCAUGCUUUUUAGUUGUCAAGGAAACUUGAUUGCAAACGAUUAAUCUAAAUACGAAGUUUCUCUUCUUGUAUCUCACCUAGGACUAACAAUUAAAGUAAAGUCCAAUACAUCAAUAAUAGAUGACUAGUACAGAUUCCUAAAUAGCUUUCAUCCCUAGAGGCACAAUUGACAGCUCCUUAUAAUGGUUUCGUGAAGUAAAUGAAAGUAAUUUAGCCACUAAUUUAAGCAAGCAAAAUGGGAACUGUAGAUUUGGAAACCUUAAACCAUAACAUUAAGGUUACAAUUGAAAUUGAGAUAAGUAUUUUACAGAAAUUGGAACGUCAGCUUCGUGGAAAAGUUCUUUACAAGCGAAGACCUUGCUUUAAACGAAUAAGUGGUAUAGCCAAUUUUGUUUGUAUCAGACUAUUAUCAUGCUAGUUUUAUUAUAGAUCGAAGGAACCAAUAACUACCUAGUUGAGAAGAUGGCAUUCUUUCCGCAUAUCUCCUAAGACCCCUCAAAUUUAACUCGACUUGUAUUUUAAAACAUAAACAAAAACUAGGAAUAAAUCAAGCAGGAGUAAAUGAUUCUCAACAACCUAAGGGAUCAUCCUCACCCAGAUAUCAUACAAUUGGAAGAGAUUUCAUGUGAUGAUAAUUCAAUAUCAAUACUCUUAGAAUAUUGCCCAGGAGGCGAUUUACUUAAGUUUUUGAACCCAAAUAACUACAACAUCAACCAUUAAUUAGUGAUGAAAAAAUUGUUAAACGGUAUUAUAUAAAAAUAUUUUAAUAAGUCGUUUAGCACCUUCAUUCUUUAGAUAUUUUGCACAGAGAUAUAAAGCUAUAAAAUGUGUUACUUAGGAAAGCUAAUGAUGCAAGCAGCCUAGUGUUGGCAGACUUUGGGUUAGCCUGUCUUAAAUCAUAACUCUUAUAUUAUAAUAUGAGGUAUGAUGAACUAUCUUGUUAUCUUUAGAUGUGGGACACCGGGCUACACAGCUCCUGAGGUUUACACGGAAACCAUAUAUGAUUAAAAGGUCGACAUCUUCAGUUGUGGUGUGGUAUUUUUUAAUCUGUAAAUCUAUUUUUCUAUAAGAGAUUAACAUUAAAAAAUCCUUUUGGAUCCUCUAAAAACCCCCAUACUCUAGUUAUGAAAAAUAUAGCUGCGGAUUAUGAUUUGACUCAUUUGGAUCAAGUCAAGUCUAAAAAUCCCAUGGCUUGCGAUUUAGUCAUUCAAAUGCUUAAAAAAGAUCCAAAAUAGCGACCAUCAGCCGCCUAAUGUUUAUAACAUCCCUAUUUUAGUAAGGAGAUAGUAGAAUAGAAAGAGGAUUCCACCUUUGAUAAUAUUCAGUAAGCUUUGGAAUUUUAAUUAAUAGGUUCAACAAUCCUAUUCAUCAAACUGUGAAAGUUAGCCAAACUAAGCCACAUCAAAUGCCAUAGUUUAAAUGA
Paramecium octaurelia is the source of this 1430-nucleotide messenger RNA. NCBI's taxonomy places the organism in Eukaryota, Ciliophora, Oligohymenophorea, Peniculida, Parameciidae. The record is from the annotation of a GenBank genome assembly.